Messenger RNA from Chara braunii, 933 nucleotides. Lineage: Eukaryota; Viridiplantae; Streptophyta; Charophyceae; Charales; Characeae. The record is from the annotation of a GenBank genome assembly.
GUUCCCCCCUGCGCAAGAGGUCCAAGCUGUUCAACGAAAGACCCUGAAAGAGGUAGGAGGGAAGGCCGCCGGUGCAGGUGGCGGCGCUGGAGCUGCAAGUGGCGUCAACAUUGCAGGUGGACAUGCAGCUCACCGUGGGAUGGCGGCUGGUCCAGUAGCAGAGAAAGAGUCCAGGGACAAAGUGGCUGAAGCCAGUCAUGACAACACACCCCACAAUCGUCCAGUUGUGAGCUCAUCCACACAACUUCCCUCGAUCUCAGCGGCUUCGAAGAGAAAAGAGCAUGUAGUCCAGGAAGAGAAGGAGAAUGAUGCUGGUGGGGGGAUGGGAGGAGCUGCAGCAGGACCCAAUGUGGAUGAGGGAGCGUCAACUGUAUUACCCUCUAUGGUGCAUCCAGUGAGCAGGGGCCCUUCUGACACUGUAAAUAAUGUUCGAGAACCAGACAGCAACGAUGCUGCUGGUGGCGGCGUUGCCCAAGCAUCUGGGUCCCUGCCACCGAUCAAGGGAAGCCACAAUCUGGCAGCUCUGUCACCAAAACCCAGCCAUGCCGUAGCAGCAGCAGCAGCAGCAAGGGCCAAGCAACAGCAGCAGCCAGCCGCUCACAGUGGAUCGCAAUUUCCUCAACCAUUGCUGCCUAAGGUAAAUUACAAAAUUUCGAAGAAUGUACCUCUACACUUAAGCGAGAGUGAUGGGAGAGGGGAAGUUCCAUAAGCCACUUGUUUUGUGACUUUUGUCAGGGAAGAAAAUUUACGAUUCACUUUUUUCCAUCUAGUCGACGAAACAGACUCAAAAUCAGAUGAGCGCAGCCUAGCGGCCAACAAUGUGUGUGUCACCCGUUCUCAUACACCAAUCGAGUGAAGGGCCCAUCGAACUUCAUUCACAUUAUUUUCUUAGUGUCAAGACUCUCUUUUUUUUAACAAAAUCAUGUAAAAAUG